This is a messenger RNA of Choloepus didactylus (southern two-toed sloth), 1167 nucleotides long. Its product is annotated as all-trans-retinol dehydrogenase [NAD(+)] ADH7-like. Gene Ontology annotation, cellular component: cytosol. Gene Ontology annotation, biological process: retinoic acid metabolic process; retinol metabolic process. NCBI's taxonomy places the organism in Eukaryota, Metazoa, Chordata, Mammalia, Pilosa, Megalonychidae. Gene Ontology annotation, molecular function: all-trans-retinol dehydrogenase (NAD+) activity; zinc ion binding. The record is from RefSeq and is a predicted model, not a curated record.
AUGGGUAUCUGGGUGGUGUACGUUGGAGUUCUAUGCAUUGUUUCUGUGCUACUUUUGCAGUUUCCCUGGAAGUCUUCGUCCUUCGCCCCAGCCCGCGUUGCUCCCACGCGCCGCUCCCGGACGCCACAGCGGCUGCGGGUUCUCCACUGCCUUAUGUGUCCCAGCGGGUGUGGCAAAGUCAUCCCUUUCUUUCUGCCACAGUGUAGAGAAUGCAAUGCUUGCUACAACCCAGAAGGCAAUCUUUGUAUUCGGACUGAUCUUGCUGGUUGUGGAGUACUGGCUGACAGCACUACCAGAUUUACGUGCAAGGGCAAAUUAGUCUAUCAUUUCUUCAACACCUGUACAUUUACUGAGUACACAGUGGUGGAUGAAUCAUGUGUGAAGAUUGAUGACGUAGCUCCUCUGAGAAAAAUAUGUUUAAUUGGCUGUGGGUUUUCCACUGGAUAUGAGGCCACAAUUAAAACCAUCAAUGUCACUCCUAGCUCCACUUGCAUUGCUUUUGGUCUGGGAGGAGUUGGCAUUUCAGUUUUCUUGGGCUGGAAGUCAGCUGGUGCAAUCAAAGUCAUUAGGAUUGACCUCAACAAAGACAAAUUUGAGAAGGCCCUGGCUGUAGGAGCCACUGAGUGCAUCAGCCCCAAGGACUCCACCAAGCCUAUCAAUGAGGUGCUGUCAGAAAUGACAGGCAACAAUGUGGGGUAUACUGUUGACACAAGAAACAAAGUGUCUCCUUCAUUUUGAACUCAGAUUGAUGCCCCUGCAUCCUGCCGUGUGAACUGGGGGACCACUGUAGUGGUAGGAGCUCCUCCAUCAGCCAAGAUGCUCACCUGUGACCCCAUGCUGCUCUUUACUGAGUGCACAUGGAAGUGAUGUGUUUUUUGGGGUAUGGUGGGCAGAGCCUCUGGCCUGGGGAAUGAUGGCUUUAACUCUGGGUGUUCUUUGGCAAGUGAGAGAAACCUAUUGCCCAUCAUAUCUCCCUUAAAGAUCUUUUUUCCAAGGAUGCAUGUGAUGUGAUCUACAGCCUGUGACAACAGAAUUAAAAGGCAAUUACUAUUCAUCUUGAUUUAAGGCUAAUAUUCAUGGACACAUUUUUAAUAUUAGCACCUACAACUGAAGUUCCCCAAAGUCUUCAUUCAGGCUGAAAAUGUCUGUAUUGCAAUGUUUUUUAUG